Talaromyces atroroseus is the source of this 1935-nucleotide messenger RNA. RefSeq names its product Alpha-actinin-like protein 1. Gene Ontology annotation, biological process: actin cytoskeleton organization; muscle cell development. Gene Ontology annotation, molecular function: actin filament binding; calcium ion binding. The coding region runs from base 1 to 1935 and encodes 644 amino acids. The record is from RefSeq and is a predicted model, not a curated record. The transcript is spliced from 4 exons. Lineage: Eukaryota; Fungi; Ascomycota; Eurotiomycetes; Eurotiales; Trichocomaceae. Gene Ontology annotation, cellular component: cell junction; cortical actin cytoskeleton; plasma membrane.
AUGUUGAUGGUCGAAAAGCAGUGGAUUGUUGUGCAGCAAAAGACGUUCACAAAAUGGCUUAAUAAUAAGUUGAAGGUCAGAAAUAUAAACAUCGCCGAUCUCACACAUGACCUGUCUGAUGGAGUCAUCCUCAUCCAUUUACUUGAAAUCCUCGGAGAUGAAUCCCUCGGCCGAUAUGCAUCCAAACCCAAGCUACGAGUGCAAAAGUUCGAAAAUGUCAACAAAGGGCUGGACUUUAUCAAAGGGCGCGGGAUACAAAUGACCAACAUUGGUGCAGAAGAUGUUGUUGAUGGCAAUCAAAAGAUUAUUUUAGGUCUGAUAUGGACUCUUAUUUCGAAGUUCACCAUCAGCGACAUUAGUUCCGAGGGCAUGUCUGCCAAGGAAGGUUUGCUAUUAUGGUGUCAACGAAAGACUGCGUGCUACCCCGAAGUCGAGGUCCGAGAUUUUUCUACGAGUUGGAAUGACGGCCUGGCCUUCUGCGCUUUAUUGGAUAUUCACCGCCCUGAUCUGAUUGAUUUCGACUCCCUAGAUAAGAACGAUCACCGCGGUAAUAUGCAAUUGGCCUUUGAGAUUGCGGCCAAUGAGAUCGGCAUCCCAGACUUGCUUGACGUUGAAGAUGUCUGCGAUGUGCCUAAACCGGACGAACGGUCACUGAUGACCUACAUUGCUUAUUGGUUCCAUGCCUUUUCGCAGUUGGAGAAGGUGGAAAACGCCGGACGACGGGUCGAGAAAUUUGUGAGUAACAUGCAAGGUGCCUGGGAGAUGCAGACUUCCUACGAGAGGAGGAUGAGGGAACUCUUGGCUCAGAUCGCGAAGCAACGAGCUGAAUGGCAGGAUGCGUCUUUUGAAGGUACUUAUGCCGAUGCAAAAGAGCAGCUCGCCAAUUUCUCGCACUAUAAAAGAAACCAGAAACGAAAAUGGGUGGCAGAAAAGUCCGAUCUUGCGGCUUUGCUAGGUAAUAUAAAAACAAAGCUAAGCACAUAUCGUCUACGACCAUACGAACCUCCUGCAGAACUCAGACUGGACAAAUGCGAUGAAGACUGGGAGUUAUUAAUGAAAGAAGAACAUGAGCGCAGUCAGAAUAUAAAUGAGGCUAUCAGAGAUAUCAAAAAUAAAUUGCGCCGCUCUUUUGCCGAUAAAGCGAAUGAUUUUGCGCUUACACUAAAGACUUUGACUCUCGCCAUCUCGGGUCUCGAAGGUGACGUCGAUGAUCAGCUCGCCCACGUUCAACGUCUAAACGACAAUCUUCCGCCUCUUGACGCAUUUUUGGAGACCAUUGCAGAUCUAGAAGAGCAGUGUAUCGAAGCCAACAUUGACGAGAACGAUUAUACCACUUAUACGCUUGAUGAACUGUCAUAUGAGUUGGGAUUGGUCAAGUCAAGCGUGGCCAAGAAACUUGCAUUUUUAGAAAACCAAAUGGUAGCACGCAAUAUGACCAACCUUACCCCUAUUCAGUUGGAAGAGUUUGAGUCUGUGUUCCGACAUUUCGACCGCGAUGGCUCAAAUACUCUGCACGAGAUUGAGUUCUCGGCCGCAUUAGCCAGUCUAGGUCUUGUCUACGAUGAAGAAGAGAUGCAUGAAGUGUUCCUGGAGACUUGCGGGCGAAACUCUUCGGUCAGCUUUGAACAGUUCAUCCGGUUUAUGGUCAGUGUAACCGAGGACCAGAACACUGCGGAGCAGGUAUUCCAGAGCUUCCGUGAAGUGGCUGAUGGCAAGCCGUACGUCACAGAGCUGGAUCUCCGACAUUCUCUGAUCCCUGACGAACUCAUCGAGAACCUUCUUGACUCGAUGCCAAAGCACGAGGGACCUGAUCUUUUGGAAGACAGGAAUAUGCCCAAAUAUGACUAUAUUACUUUUAUGGAAAGGAUGAUGGACAGUGAAGGGGCUACGGAGAAUAAUAACCAAAAGCAACAUCCAAUUAACGGGGGCCAUUGA